AUGAACCGCACCGCGUCUCUCGCCGCCCUCCUCCUCCUCUUCGCUGUGGCCGGCGCCGGCCCAGGCAGGGCCCAACAACCCGCAGCCUCGCCGACUACCCAUUCGCCCUUUGCCUCUGUCUCACCUGGCUCUCCGUAUUCGAGCGCAAGCGGCUUCUCCCAGCCCCCCUCUGCCGACUCCCCGGCGGCGGCGGCGCCCAAUCAAUCGGAUGAUGCUCCGACCCCAUCCCCGGACCAAACCCCCAGACUGGCGCCUUCUGCUUCCGCCCCUGCACCCAAUUCCGGACCCGCUUCCUCCCCGGCGAGUUCCCCCUCCUCCUCUCCCACUCCCGAAGCUUCAUAUUCCUCCCCCUCCCCCUCCCCCUCCUCCUCUCCCACUCCUGAAGCUUCAUAUUCCUCCCCCUCCCCCUCCUCCUCUCCCACUCGUGAAGCUUCAUAUUCCUCCCCCUCUCCCUCCGCCUCAAUGUCCGUCUCUCCCUCACCCUCCGCCACCGCACAAGUCCCAGGGCCAGAUUUUGACGUGGCGGACUCUCCCAUAGACGACUUGCUGCCGCCAGGGGCUCCGGACUCCGAUGUGUCGUCUUCCAUAUCCGAUUUGCUGGCCCCAGGUCCGGCCGACGAUUCUACCGAUGAUACCGCCUCGGCUAGCCAUGCCGCCGUUGCCACCGCAUUCCGCACGGUGGCGGUAGCUUUAGCCGCUGCCGCCAUUGCUUCCUAA
Molecule: messenger RNA, 717 nt
Organism: Zingiber officinale
Lineage: Eukaryota; Viridiplantae; Streptophyta; Magnoliopsida; Zingiberales; Zingiberaceae
Product: flocculation protein FLO11-like
Exons: 1
Coding region: 1-717 (238 amino acids)
Source: RefSeq, a predicted model, not a curated record